Messenger RNA from Prosopis cineraria, 1448 nucleotides. RefSeq lists its product as uncharacterized. The transcript is spliced from 10 exons. Lineage: Eukaryota; Viridiplantae; Streptophyta; Magnoliopsida; Fabales; Fabaceae. The record is from RefSeq and is a predicted model, not a curated record. Bases 333 to 1055 code for a protein of 240 amino acids.
CCAAAACCCUCAUCUCCUAUUCUCUCUCCUCACAUUCUUUUUUCUUCAUUUCUUUCUCUCUCCUUCAAACCAAACUUUGUUUUAAGUGCUUUAUAAAUAAAAUAAAAUUUUUUAUUCUUUUUUUUUUUUUUUUGAAAAGAGUGCAUUUUAGCGAUGCGGUUAGCAGAAAAUAAUAGGACUGAGUUUUUCUGUUUUUGCCAGAACGUUGGGAUCGAAAUCGAAAUAGAGGAAUAUUGAGAUCGAACAAGGAGCGAGCUGAAUUAGCACUGUAGUUGAAAGGAGCUUGCCAGCUUUCCAGAUUUACAAGUGUUCGAGCAGCUCUCUGGCUUGGAAUGGGAAAGGAUAGUCUUAACCCAGGGAAAUGGUUGAAUCUCCUGGUUUCAGAGCCCUACUAUUUGUGCCAUUUCUUGACUUUCUUCUCGUAUUUCAUAAUUCGUAGCUCCGCGACCCAUAUCCUCGCUCCUCACCUCGCUCACCAUCUACUUCGUCGCGAAAUACAGACGCUUUUAGUAUUUGGCCUUUUGGUUUUCAUCAAGGGAGUGAAAGAAGAAACAUGGGAGGCUCUCAUUCCUGACGCACUUUUUCUUGCCAAGAUUUGCCUUUUUGCCCUUGCCUUUACAAUGGAUCGCUGCUUAGCUAUCUGGUAUAUUCUUGUAUUUUUAGGGUUACACAUGCUGACCCAGCAACCACCGUUUGAAGAAUCAGGUACUUCUAACAAAUUAACACCAUUGCAACUGGAAAGCUUGCUGACAGAAGGGAAAACUUCAAGAUUUUGGCUGGUGGAGUUCCGUUCCUCUUAUUCAUCUGCUUGCAUUCGGUCAAGUCGAUGCUUUUCUGAGCUCUCAAUCACAUAUUCAAACAAAAAUUUGUCUUUUGGCAUAGUUGAUCUUGGACUCUUUCCUAACGCUGCAGAAAAAUUUGGAAUCUCCCUUAGCGGAAGCAUGAGCCAGCUUCCAACAUUUAUCUUAUUUGACAAUGCCACUGAGGCCACCCGUUAUCCUGAAUUGGAUUUUGAAGGAAAGUACUUUCAACCUACAAUUACGAAGGAACACUAGCAUAAUUCCAAACCGGGCAAUGGGCGUGCGUGAGGCGUGGAAAAAGAUGUUGGGGGUUUUUGUUUUUCAUUUGGAGGUGGCGGUAGCAGGUGUGUAAUUGAAGGUGCGAUGCGGGACCCAGCAUCAGAAAACGACGCUGCCGCGUCAUAGCCGAAUGAUGAUGGAUGAGCUGUCCAGCCGCUUUGCUCUCGAAUAUUCUUUUCUGGAAUCUAUUUACUCACAUACUAUUCUAAAUGCAAAUCUCACCUUUUCGGCUCCUUUUAACAUUUAUUUGAUUGAUGCUAGUGUUAAUGUUGGAUCAAAUCAAAUACAUUUACUUAAAAAAAAAGAGGUGACUUUUGAAGCAAGACAUCCUCUAUAUUCUCCAUAGCAAUAAAAUAUAAUGAGAUAAAA